Molecule: messenger RNA, 837 nt
Organism: Argentina anserina (silverweed cinquefoil)
Lineage: Eukaryota; Viridiplantae; Streptophyta; Magnoliopsida; Rosales; Rosaceae
Product: ethylene-responsive transcription factor ERF091
Exons: 1
Coding region: 1-807 (268 amino acids)
Biological process (GO): regulation of DNA-templated transcription; ethylene-activated signaling pathway
Molecular function (GO): DNA binding; DNA-binding transcription factor activity
Source: RefSeq, a predicted model, not a curated record
AUGGCUGUACAUAGUGUUGAACGUGAUGCUGGAGCUGCACCAGAAGCUAUUCUCGAGAACGUGUGGGCGAGCUUUAUUGGUGUUGAUGGAGGAAAUGAAGAAAAAAGCAACACAAUAGAAAUAUCAAAACCAUGGGAUGACCUUCCUAGUCUUGAUGGGAGAGAAGGCUCAAUGGAAAUUCUUCAGAGGCUACCAAGUCUCGGUAGGUGGAUGUCAAUGGGAGCUGAGGCCUGGGAAGAGUUUCUCGACACUUGCGUUAUUCCUUCUUGUGAUAUUGAGAAGUCUUGCACUGACAAAUUACAAGGAAAUGGGGCUGCCGAACCGGCCGUGGAAGUGAAGAUUGAGAGAGUAGAAAAACUGGCAGCAAAGCAUUACCGUGGUGUUAGGAGACGACCAUGGGGAAAGUAUGCAGCAGAAAUUCGAGACUCGUCAAGAAAAGGAGCUAGAGUUUGGCUUGGGACCUUCGAGACUGCUGAGGAGGCAGCUCUGGCAUAUGACAAAGCUGCUUUGCGAAUCAGAGGUACAAAGGCACAUCUUAACUUCCCUUUCGAAACAGUUGCAAAGGCUAUGGAACUUGAGAAUCGUACCGUCAACAAUAUCUGUUCAUCUACAACUUGUUCCCAGAAUGGUUUGAAUCCUCGUAAGAGAGGAGCUAGAGAGUGGGAAGAAAAUGUUGAGAUAAUGACUGAAGAACCUGCAUCUAAAAGAAACGCAAGCAUGGGAAAGGUGUUCGGAGAUGAGUUUGAUGUGUUUGAGUUCCAAGACCUGGGAAGUGAUUACUUGGACAGUUUGCUCUCUUCGUUUUGACAAACCAAAUGACCAGAUCGAGAUAAUUGA